AUGGUAUGUGGAAACCCAUUGUAUCCAUUGGAAAAGGCUGAAGGAGAGCCCAUAAUACCUCUGAUAAACUUAGGAGGAGUGUUUAUAGAUAAAAAUAACUUAGUGAGAGACUUCAAAGCAGUAAGACUCGUAUAUCAAUUAGAUAUUGGUACGAAAUUGAAGAAUCUAAUUUCGUCCAGAUGGGAAAAUGAAGUUUUAGCAAAGUUAUCGGAUUUGAAAUUUAAAUAUAUCAAAUUUUCUUAUUUCGUCGGAGGCACUUUUGACAAUGAAGCAAAUAAAAACAGUCAGCACUCUUGGUACCUGAUUAUAAUACUCGGUGCUGUUAUGGUAUGUUUUUCGGCAUUGUCUUCGUGUUCUAGAGGUGUCGCUAGCAAACCUUUACUGGGUGUCGCAGCUUGUCUUUCGGCAUUUAUAUCUACAGCUUCUGCCUUUGGAUUAUUAUUGCAUUGUGGAAUGGAGUACGUCGAUAUAAAUAUGGCUAUUCCGUUUCUUAUGUUAGGUAUCGGCAUCGACGACUCUUUUGUACUUUUAUCUGCUUGGAGACGUACAGACAGCAACGACGAAGUGAAGAAAAGAAUGAGCGAUUCUUACUCCGAGGCUGCAGUUUCCGUUUCUGUCACUUCUAUAACCAAUAUUCUUGCCUUUUGUACAAGCCUUAUCACUCCUUAUACGGUUGUACGGAUAUUUGGUACAUAUUGUGCAGUGUCGUUAGUCUUCGAUUACAUCUAUCAAAUAUUUUUCUUCGGUGGGAUUAUGGCUCUGGAAGGUUACAGAGGAAAACGAAAUCUUCAUCCGUUAUUUCUAUUUCCACUUAAACCAAUUAUUUCAGAUGAAAACGAAAGAAGUUCACAAGAAUUAUACAUCAUGGUAUUCUUGCGAGAUGUUGCAGGGAAAUAUUUACAAAAACUGUACAUUAAGAUAUUAUUAGCUGUACUAUAUACUUGCUAUUUAGCGGGGGGAAUUUAUUGCUUGAAAUACAUUAAACAGGGACUAGAUUACAAAAAAAUAUUUCCGAAUACCUCAUACGCUGUUCCUUUCAUACUUGAUUCUUAUGAAUAUUUCACACUUCACCCGCACAGAAUACAAAUUGUUAUUAACCAGACUUUAGAUUAUUCCGAUGUACAAACUCAAAAAGAUGUCGAAAGCCUUGUAAAUACUUUCGAAACUGCUCCGUUUAUCAGUGGCUAUCUUACAACAGAAUGCUGGCUGAGAGAAUAUCUAUCUUUUAGCGAAAGUGCACUUUCUAAAUUGGCCUUCAAAGGAUAUAACUUGAACAAUCCCUAUGAGUUUUUGGAUGGAUUGAAAAAUGUGUUUUUAAAUGUAAGAAGUUUCCGCAGAUUUCGAAACGACGUCGUUUUUAAUACUGAUGGGGUUAUGAGUGCGGGGUUUUGUGUAGAUUAUUCCGCUCACAUCACGUACGCUUACAUAAGUAGCGAAGAAAGCGAUCCUGCGGGUAAGAUGAAAUACGCAUUAUACGCUGCGGGUUAUCCAAUAAUUCAAGGAUGUGCUUCGACAAUUCUUGGGGUAUCGGUUCUGCAAGAAUCUACAGCAGAGCGGUCUCAAAGACUGGAAGAGAAACGAAUUCAUUCGGCUCAGAAUCGAAUGCGUAUAGCAAGGAAUUUUUUAGGUUUUGAAUCAGCUUUUGAUUAUCAUCCUGAAAAUGACUAUUUGGAUAUGAAAGAGGUGGCCAUGGCAUGCGAUUAUAUCAGACGAGCGGUUUCUUAUGCUUUUUCUCGUGUUGGAUAUCACAUCGGAUGUCAUCCGCUGGCGUACACCAUAGUACCUUUUCUGAUAUCUUUAAUACUUUCGACUGGAUUUAAAGAAUUGGAAUUAGUCAAAAGUAUAGAAUAUCUCUUUAUCCCAAUCCACGCCAGAUCCAGAACGGAGAGAAAUGUUGUCGAAUCGCUGUUUCCAUCAGAUUUUUCAAAAGAUUACGACUUUUUAAGAACUUCUAGAUUCGGAAGAUAUGCAGCUGUUAUUGCCACUGCCAAAUACAACGAUUCUAUGCUGGACGAAUCGGCAAUGGAUGAUUUAUUUGAAAUGGAUAAGACAAUUAGAAAUAUUAGUUUUAUCUGGAGGAACACAACAAUCAGUUAUGAAAGAAUUUGCGCCAAGACAAUAUACGACGAAUGCCUUAGAAACUAUGCUUUGUCUUUAAGGGGAAAAGUGAAAAGCAUUAAAUUAGGAGAAUACAAAAUCAAGUAUCCAUUCGAAAAGGCUGAAGGAGAGCCCAUAAUACCUCUGAUAAACUUAGGAGGAGUGUUUAUAGAUAAAAAUAACUUAGUGAGAGACUUCAAAGCAGUAAGACUCAUAUAUCAAGUAGAUAUUGGUACGAAAUUGAAGAAUCAAAUUUCGUCCAGAUGGGAAAAUGAAGUUUUAGCAAAGUUACCGAAUUUGAAAUUUAAAUAUAUCAAAUUUUCUUAUUUCGUCGGAGGCACUUUUGACAAUGAAGCAAAUAAAAACAGUCAGCACUCUUGGUACCUGAUUAUAAUACUCGGUGCUGUUAUGGUAUGUUUUUCGGCAUUGUCUUCGUGUUCUAGAGGUGUCGCUAGCAAACCUUUACUGGGUGUCGCAGCUUGUCUUUCGGCAUUUAUAUCUACAGCUUCUGCCUUUGGAUUAUUAUUGCAUUGUGGAAUGGAGUACGUCGAUAUAAAUAUGGCUAUUCCGUUUCUUAUGUUAGGUAUCGGCAUCGACGACUCAUUUGUACUUUUAUCUGCUUGGAGACGUACAGACAGCAACGAUGAAGUGAAGAAAAGAAUGAGCGACUCUUACUCUGAAGCUGCAGUUUCUAUUUCUAUAACAUCGCUAACUAAUAUUCUUUCGUUUUGUACGUGCCUUACCAUUCCUUAUAGAGUUGUACAGAUAUUUGGUACAUAUGGUGCAGUGUCAUUAGUCUUCGAUUACAUCUAUCAAAUAUUUUUCUUCGGUGGAAUUAUGGCUCUGGAAGGUUACAGAGAAAAACGAAAUCUUCAUCCGUUAUUUCUAUUUCCACUUAAACCAAUCAUUUCAGAUGCAAACGAAAGAAAUUCACAAGUAUUAUACAUCAUGGUAUUCUUGCGAGAUGUUGCAGGGAAAUAUUUACAAAAACUCUACAUUAAGAUAUUAUUAGCUGUAAUAUAUACUUGCUAUUUAGCAGGGGGAAUUUAUUGCAUAAAUUACAUUAAACAGGGACUAGAUUACAAGAAAAUAUUUCCGUAUACCUCAUAUGCUGUUCCUUUUAUACUUGAUCAUUAUGAAUAUUUCACACUUCACCCGCACAGAAUACAAAUUGUUAUUAAUCAGACUUUAGAUUAUUCCGAUGUACAAACUCAAAAAGAUGUCGAGAGCCUUCUAAAUACUUUCGAAACUGCUCCGUUUAUCAGUGGUUAUCUUACAACUGAAUGCUGGCUGAGAGAAUAUUUAUCUUUUAGCAAAAUUCCACUUUAUGAAAUGCUCUUCAAAGGAUAUAACUUGAACGAUUCCUAUGAAUUUUUGGAUGGAAUGAAAAAUGUGUUUUUAAAUGUAAGAAGUUUCCGCAGAUUUCGAAACGAUGUCGUUCUUAACACUGAAGGAGAUCGAAUUUUAGCGUCCAGAUGUUAUAUUCUUAGUUAUAAUAUAAAAAACGCCAGUGCAGAAACGACAAUGAUGGAAACAGUUCGUAAAAUAGCGGAUGAUAGUAAAUUUAAAGUAUACGUACAUGACCCAUGGUUUGUUUAUUAUGACCAAUACUUAAAUGUAACAACAACUUGCAUUCAGACAGUAUGCCUUUCCGCAUUAUUGAUAUCCCUAGUACUUGUCUUAUUCAUACCAAAUUUUACAUGUACUAUAUGUGUCAUUUUAACUGUAGUCUCCAUAGAGGUGUGUAUAGUUGGAUACAUGUCUCUUUGGAACGUUAAUGUUGACACUAUUUCCAUGAUCAUUCUAGUUAUGAGUGCGGGAUUUUGUGUAGAUUAUUCCGCUCACAUCACGUACGCUUACAUAAGUAGCGAAGAAAGUGACCCUGCGGGUAAGAUGAGAUACGCAUUAUACGCAGCGGGUUAUCCAAUAAUUCAAGGAUGUGCUUCGACAAUUCUAGGUGUAUCGGUUCUGUAUUUCGGUUGUAGUUACUUGUUUGUUAUAUUUUUCAAAAUUUUGCUUCUAACAAUGACAUUUUCUGCAUUCCACGGCUUAAUUUUGUUGCCAGUAAUUCUUAGCACUGGAGAUUCUAUAGCGCUUUCUUGGAAAAAUAAAAGGAAUAGAAAAAACUUUCGUAUAAUAAAGCAUAAAGACAAUAAUUUGACAAAUAAUAAUGAUCAAAAAGACGUUGAAUCAUCUUUUAUUGAGGAAUAA
Molecule: messenger RNA, 4308 nt
Organism: Centruroides sculpturatus (bark scorpion)
Lineage: Eukaryota; Metazoa; Arthropoda; Arachnida; Scorpiones; Buthidae
Product: patched domain-containing protein 3-like
Exons: 10
Coding region: 1-4308 (1435 amino acids)
Cellular component (GO): membrane
Source: RefSeq, a predicted model, not a curated record